Messenger RNA from Panicum virgatum (switchgrass), 1557 nucleotides. RefSeq lists its product as uncharacterized. The coding region runs from base 1 to 1557 and encodes 518 amino acids. The transcript has 3 exons. NCBI's taxonomy places the organism in Eukaryota, Viridiplantae, Streptophyta, Magnoliopsida, Poales, Poaceae. The record is from RefSeq and is a predicted model, not a curated record.
AUGGGGGACGCGUGGCGGGUGCUCCAAUCCAACGGCCCCACCGAGAAGCUGCGUCUCUGCCAGCGUCACUCGGCGCUGGCCUCGAGCCGGCCCCUCUACUUUUUGAAGGCUCUAGGCAACGGCACCACCUCCGACGACGACAUCGGCCCGUAUGGGGCCGGCUGCCAGUCUUUCACGGCGAAGUUGCGGCGGGUCAACUGGCCCACCAAGUUCCGUCCGGACCUGCCCGAGAAAUACGAAGGCACCAUCAACUCGGAGGAAUUCCUCCAAAUCUACACCACCGCCAUCCAGGCGGCGGGAGGAGGCCCCCAGGUUUUGGGCAACUACUUCCACGUCGCCCUCCGGGGCACUGCUCGCUCGUGGUUGAUGAACCUCCCACCGGGAUCUGUCGGAUCCUGGGGGGAGCUGUGUGAGCAGUUCGUCACCAACUUCUCCGGGUCGUUCACCCGACCGGGGACCCGCGGCGACCUCCUCACUGUCCGACAACGCAAGGGCGAAACACUGCGCCAAUACAUCCAGCAUUUCAGCCAGGUACGCAACACCAUCCCCAGCAUCUCGCCGGCCGCCGUCAUCAUGGCGUUCAGCGAGGGAGUCACCAACAAGUGGAUGGUGGGCAAGCUGGAGACCCACAAUGUGGAGACCGUCUCCGAGCUGUUCGCGUUAGCGGACAAGUACGCCCGGGAAGCCGAGGCAUACGCCAGGGUCGAGCGCCGUGGCGCCCCCGAGGAGCCUCCAGCGCGCGACGGCCCGAAGCCCGGUGCCAAGGCGAACAAGAGGAACGCUGCCGCUGUCCUGGCCGCGGAGGGAGGGCUGAAACCAGCUCCCAGGGGAACCCCUGCCGGUGGCGGAAGGAAGCCCGCUCCUCCUCGCCAGGACAGUGGCAAGUGGUGCGAGCUCCACUGCACCGACCGGCACGACCUCACCAAGUGCCGCCUCGUCAAGGACCUCACGGCGAGCGCCAGCGGGGCCGCGACAACCAUCGCCGUGACGACCACGACGACACGACCAGGCUGGCCCAGGUUGGCCUGGCUUGGGCUUCCAGGAGCCGUAGCACGCGGUCGCCACCAUCUUCGGUGGGGCGAGGUAACCGCUGUCCCGGAGGAGGGCCAAGCUCCUCUGGGGGGAGGUCUGCACGGCAUCCCGGUACCUGGGGGCUCCCAACCUCUCAAGUGGUCGAGCACUCUCAUUACGUUCGACCGGAGUGACCACCCAUCCAACACGGCGGGCGUGGGUCUCCUCCCAGUCGUCGUAACGCCCACCAUCUGCAACAUCGGGGUCGGCAAGACCCUGGUGGACGGCGGAGCAAGCGUCAACCUGCUAUCGUCGGAGGUGUUCCGCAGGAUGCAGAUCGAGGAGCGCAAGUUCACCCCUUUAGCCCCGUUCUGCGGUGUGACCGACGGGAAGACCGUCCCAUUGGGGCAGAUCGAGCUUCCCGUCUCGUUCGGCGGGAGGGACAACUUCUGCACGGAGAACAUCACAUUCGAUGUGGCCCACUUCGACCUCCCCUACAAUGCCAUACUUGGGCGCCCAAUGCUCACUGUAGCUGCUGCUGGUUGA